AUGCCCCGCCAGAGCGGUGCAGACGAACCUGCGCUGCGCGGCAUGAGCAUUCGCAGUGAGGAAUUUCGAGCUGGCCCUUGCGCUACAUCCCCAGACCUAAGUUUUACAGGCUGGUGUUGCAUUUGUGAUCCUCCUGCUUCAGCCUCCCAGUGUGCUGGGAUCACAGUUUCCUCCACGGUUCCAGGCCAUGCCUCGGUCCUGUUCCUCCACACCGUCUCCAUAGAGGGUGGGACUUCUGCCUGUUACAGCCUUUGCACACUUUUUAAAAAUUUCAAGAUGGAAAGUCAAAUCUCCUCACAGGAAAUCUGGGCUGUGAUUCGGUCACAUCUGGAGGAGGGGGAUGUUCGGAAAGCAGCUUCCGCCAUCAAAGCUGCCUGGAAAGACAUUGAGAACGCACCCCUGAGCAUUGCAGUGAUUGGGGAGACUGGAGCAGGAACAUCCACUUUCAUCAAUGCCCUGCGGGGCAUGGGACAUGAAGAGGAAGGUGUGGCUACCACUGGGCCGGUGUUGACGACCGUGCAGGGAACUGCAUACACUUUUCCAAAGUGUCCAGGUGUGACACUGUGGGACCUACCUGGCCUUGGGUCCACUGACUUCCAAUUACAAAAGUAUCUGAAUGAAAUUGCUGAUUAUGACCUCUUCUUUAUCAUCUCUGCUACCAGCUUCAAAUACAAUGAUAUACAGUUGGCUAAAGCCAUUGCAGAAAUGAAAAAGAAGAUCUACUUUGUUCGAACAAAAAUUGAUCACGAUUUAGUCACUUCUCAAAGAUUUAAGCCAAUGACCUUCAAUAAGGACGAAGUCCUGCAGCAGAUCCAAAAAUACUGUCUGACACAGCUGCAGGAGGCCAGUGUGACAGUUGAUAAAAUCUUCUUUGUCUCCAGCCUUGAUGUAUCUGACUACGACUUCCCUGUGCUGGAGACCACGCUUCUGAAGGACCUGCCGGCUCACAAGCGUCACAUCUUCAUGCAGUGCCUGUCCACCCUUACAGAAACCACCAUUGAUCAGAAGAGAGACUCCCUGAAGCAGAAUGUCUGGCUGGAGGCCCUGAAGGACGGACUGUUCGCUGCCAUCCCCCUCGUGGGCCUCUUCAGUGAUAGUGAAAUGAAGAAGCUAGAGGAGACUUUGGCCCUGUACAGGUCUUCUUUUGGGCUGGAUGAUGAAUCACUAGAACAGAUGGCAGAGGAUUUGCACGUGUCCCUGGAGAACCUCAAGGCAAACCUUCAAUUUCCCCACUUGCUGUCGGCUGAGAGCGAUGAAUCUUUAUGGGAGAAGACGAAGCAGAUUGCUGAGACAUUCCUUGCAGUCACUGGAGGACCCAUCGCCACCGGCCUUCACUUCACAAAGACCUUUUAUUUGCAAAAUUAUUUCCUUGACACUGUGGCAAGUGAUGCGAAAGCUCUCCUGAACAAAGAAGAUCUUUUUGGUGACUCUGUGGGCUCUGAUUAGGGCAACAGAAAAUAGGGAAACCGAGGCAGCCAGCCUCUUCCUUAGCUGCAUUGUUCUCAUGAUUCGGCACCGGGAAGGCGGUGUAGGAUUCCCUGAGGCAGCUGGACCGCGCUGCGAUGCACCCAGAUGUGACCACCGCUGGGUGAAUAAAAUACAGGAAUCUGGGGUUUUGGGCUAAGAGGAGAGGACAUCUGGCUGUGCCCUGGUUAUCUGACACCCAGGGCUCCUCUUACUGAAGGUGCAACAGCAAGGAACUGCUGGGCUGUCAGUGAGACUUCAAACACAUUGUAAAUGGACGUGUACACUGCAUGUUUUCAGUGUUCCUGGCAUUCUGCUACCAAUGUACCCAUUCUGGUCAUUAGCAGGAGAAUUAAUGUUGGAUGACAUCCUUUUAUUCCUUUAGGAUUAUCGUUUUCUUGAGUAAACAUGCAAGCUAAUGAGCUACAAGUUGUGCAACAGGUCAUGAAAGAGAAUCACUACCUAAGUCAAACCUCCAUUGGUGCCCUGUGCAAGGACAAGGCACAAGGUGGGGAUGCUGUGCAGAGGGUGUGUGCUGAGGCUCAAGGGAUCCUGGGUCAUUAACUUGGGACAUUUCUCCCUGAACUUCAGAGGUUAAGAACCAGGGGGGAAGAGGAUAAUAAUAAAGUUAAGCAGGGGUAAAAGAAGACAUAUAAAAAUUUCUGAAAUAUACAAAAACAUGUUCAAGCUCUCAUCUAAUAAGGGAAAUUAAAUUAGGAAAUGUACACCAAGAUUCAAUUUCUAUGCUAUUGUAUUUGGGGAAAUUGCAAAAAUUUAGUUUAUGGGUGAAAUUGUAGAAAAUUGCAUUAUAUGUAUGAAGCUGCUGCCAGUAGAAAAAUGAAUAAAAACUACAAUUGGGAAAUUAGACAAUCUUUGUGGAAAUUUAUACAUAUGUUUGAGCCAAUGACCCCACUUUAAACAGUCUGAGCCUUCAAAGUUUGGAAAAGUACAAAUAGCUAUAUGCUGAAGGUUGCUGAACUCAGCUCUAUUUGAAAUGGGAAUGGGGAAGACCACACAUAACUCAAAUGCCCUUUACGAGGGUUCAUCCACAAAACAGAAGCCUUAAUAGCUUAAUAGCAUGUAGGGCUGGGGAUUUAGCUCAGCGGCAAAGCGCCUGCCUGGCAAGCACGAGGUUGUGAGUUUGAUUCCUGGUACCAGAAAAGAAAAAAAUAGCUUAAUAUCAUGAAUGAAGAGUAUCCUGCUUGUCAUUUCCAGGGUGUGUAAAGUAUCAAAACAAGGUGUAGGAAUAUGUAUACAAUAACUUGCUUCUGGUUCAAGAAGGUUGAAAACAUAGAUACAUUUUAUGCAUAAAGAAUGGAGACAACCUUAGAAAUAAAAUGGUUUUUUGUUU
Chinchilla lanigera (long-tailed chinchilla) is the source of this 2815-nucleotide messenger RNA. Its product is annotated as interferon-inducible GTPase 1-like. The transcript is spliced from 3 exons. The record is from RefSeq and is a predicted model, not a curated record. Gene Ontology annotation, cellular component: endoplasmic reticulum membrane. Lineage: Eukaryota; Metazoa; Chordata; Mammalia; Rodentia; Chinchillidae. Gene Ontology annotation, molecular function: GTPase activity; GTP binding. The coding region runs from base 1 to 1446 and encodes 481 amino acids. Gene Ontology annotation, biological process: defense response; cellular response to interferon-beta.